UUUUUUUUUGCGACGAGCUCGUAAACCGCUAGUGAAAGCACCAGAAGUCGUGGACGGGUAGACGUGGUUGGUUAUCCGAAAGGCGUGCUUGCCCGCUCGUCCGCGUUAACAACCCCAUUCGCGUGUGUCAUUCGCGGAAACGAGACGAUCACUCGGUCUCGACCAUUCGGUAUAUUUAUUCCCUAUGCAAAUUGCGACAGGUCUAAUUUCGAGGCCAGUAGAACGGGGUGCACCAUCGGUUGCACCUUCCGGGUUGCGUCCGGCGAAGACGCGCGCGCGAGCGAAAUGCUCGGUGGAAUUUGCGCGGAUCUCCGUUUUCCUCGCGUAGCUCCGAGAACUCUCGGGAAGUCGGACUCGAACCCUUCGGCGGAGACACACCAUCGUCCGAUCGGCGAAUCAUAGGUGGCGGUGAACAGAUCGGUGAAUGAGAUCGUAGUAUUUACGGGUUUCAUUGUGGACGCGGAUGCUAUACUUUCGCGUGAGAUGUUGCACGAGUUUUCGAUCCGAUAGUAUCACGCGGAUAACGGUUACUAUACCGUAAUCGACGACUGGCCGAUUAUCAAUGGGGAAAAAUAUAGUCGCAAAUAUCGUUAACAGACGCGCAGAGAGCGUCGAUACGCGAUGCCUCGGCGCGAUGCCGAGCGUGAUAAUUGCGUGAAUCACCACAACGCGACGAGUCAGAAUGAGAUCGAUUCGAUCUCGGUUUGAUCAUUUUUCGUUAACUGUUUGCGCAGCGUAACACGUUAUGAGCGAACGCAUGAGCGAUUUUCAACAUUGCUCACGACACGAUACUCCGGAGUAAACGAAGCGUGCUGUGAAGAUCAGUUAACGAGCGUCGUGUAUGAGAGCAGCGAGUGGUUCUGAAAACUGCCAAAUAAACAAUAUGACGCGAGGCUGAAGUGAAACAGUCUGGGUCUGUCGCGCGCAUACGAGGGCAGAAACCGGUUGCGCUAAACAGACUGUGCGACACGACGAUAUUUCGACUGCUCGUAGCGGAAAGGCGGCGGCGCGGCGGCGAUGAUUGCGUUAAUAGGUCGAUCUAUUAUUAAGCCCAUUAACAGUUUUUUAUUUAUCGUCCGUCAUAUCCUGCCUGCUCGCUCGUCGCAGUUACAUAAGGAUUUCGCGAGCGCGCUGUGCUCAACGCGUUCAACAGUCUCACGUCAGUGUUUAACGAAUCAACGACGACGGCGUCGAGCGGGAACUGUCAUUCAUCUCGCAACAGGAAACUCGCGUCUCGGAGCCUCAGCGGAGAAAAUCGACGAGUGCCUCGGCCUCCUCGGAAACUUAUUCGUAAACCACGACUCGUCGAAAGUCACGGAUCGUGGGCCGACCACGAAGUCUCACGCGAAUCGCGAGCAAUCGAGAGUGAAUUCGGCGAUGAUGUUCUUCUCCGCGAGGCGAUCAAUCUCUUCGGAGCUGUGGACGCACUUGUGCAAAUGACGCCGGCAAAUUGCGGUAUGUGUGUGUGUGUGUGUGUGUGUGUGUGAAUUGCAUUGAACAGAGAAAUAAACAAAUGUUUACUCAGUGAAGAUGCCAAUGAUACAUUUAACGAAAUCUUCACUUUUCCGUCGAAAUAGAAUAAGCUUCUUCACGGGAGGAAGAGGAAACGUUUCACGGUUUGAGGAAACCAUGCGUACCUUCUUAGUUUAAAAUUCGCGCUCUUCAGGUUCUCAAGAAGUUCUUCCGCUGACUGACUCACGACACGGUCCAAAGUUGUCUGUUUAUUGUGCAGUGUCAAAGGGUCAACCGCGCGCUGUCCCGAAUGUUUUCGCGAGGAACAAAGACCCCGUCGUCUGCUUCCCGCAUUACGAAGAGAUAAUUUAUGUGCAUAACGUUUCCCGCGAUUAUCAGUGGCAAAAAAUUUGGCGGUCGUUGCGGGUGGGUAGGUCGGAAAAUAUGGCGCUUCCAGUGAUUGAGAAGCGUUCCGUCCGCAAUUAUCUCGCGGAUGAGAAUGUCACGCGAAGCAGUGAACCUUCUCUUGCAUAUUACCGCGAGGCUCGUCCGUUCAUAUGACAAAAGAACGCCGCGGACGUGGUAACGCGUUUGCUCUCAUUUCGCGAGUUUGAAUAUCGUACACUCCGUCUCGGUGACCUUGCGAACCUACACAACGAAAAUGGAGUACAACGUGGCGCGUGUGAUGAUAGUGAUUACAUAGUAUGUGGUUCACCGCUGCUCCUCCGCGAGCGAACCUCGCGGAGACAUUGGCGAAAAAAUCUUGAUUGUCUGGUAGCCAUUAGGUUGACAACUUGGUCGUGCCAUUGCUGCGAUGUACCGUUAAGACCAUUUUUUCGCUCAGCCAAAAAUAAGGUUACGCGUACUCUUCUUCUCGGGAGCCUCUUGAUUGGAUCUAUUCAGUCAGUCGCUCGAGAUCGUCAGCGUCGCGGUUCUGUGCGUCGCGAGGUUCCUCCUGAUGUAAUUCGCGCUUAUCAGGCGAACAUUUUUGUCAAGCCCAGGCACGAGGGAACGUCGCCGGAGAGAAGAGCAAAGUUCGCAUACGUGAGAGGUAGAUCGCUCGUAGGUUUCUGUAAAACCUGCGAAAUUUUAAAAAUUUCAUUUUUAAUAAUUUUCCCGGUAUUAGGAGAGUAUUGAGAAAAUGUCAUUGAGCGGUUGAAAGUCGAGAAAUAUCUCGAGAGGAGAAAAACGAAGAGUGAACAUUUCGGCACUUUCGCCUUUCGGCGUUUGCUUUGUUUCUUCGCUCGCUCGACAUUCGAUCAUCGUUCAUCCCUCAGGAUGCCCCGGCGGACACGUUACCGACUCCAUGGCGAGUCUGCCUCGCGAUCGCGUGCACCACCUAACCAAGUUACAUGAGAGCCGCGGACAGAGUGCGGCGCGCGCUCCUCGACGCAUCUCUCUCCCGACAGCGCUCCGCGCGCAGAAUGCGGUUGCAAUCUCUGCGCGACAUUAUCUAAGCCAUGGACCGUUACCCCCACCGACCUAAAUGCACGCCGUAUAAAUGGCCAAGACACCUUCUAAGCACUGUCAGUGAGCUUGCGCACCGAAUCUCUCGCAUUUCUGCACCGCGCGGAUCAUCGCGGAAGUCACGAAAGUAGUGCGCGUGAUAUCACGACGCGUGGUGAACACAGCCGACGCCUCGUCUCGUAACAGUACUUGAUGAGUCCCCGCAAUUAAUCGCGGAAUUUUGCCGCUGGGACUCCUCGAGAGAGCCUGGGCUCGCUUCUUGCUCUGCUAUCUGUGAUGCGACUCGCGAUGUUCGCGCGGGACCGACACGGCGCGGGCGAUCACCAGCGACGUCUGCGAUGAGACGCAACACGGCCGAUCGAAAUCAACGGGACUGAGAGAGAUGGUCUCGGUCCGAAUUGCGAAGCGCGGAAGUCGCGGCUGGCCUCGCGAGACCGGAUGUCCGCCGGCGACGCGGCUCUCGUCGUGCUGGCUGUUCCUCCUGUUGUUGAUCGUCGCGAGCCACUCGUCGGCUCUCGACAACGCGACGGACCCUUUCGUGCAAAAAUGCCAAAUGGAAUGCAGUCUACUGAGGGACUUUGUGAGCUGCAGCAAGUACAAAGUCGCCAGGUGGUUGAACACGUUGGUGAAAGAGAAGGAAUUUAGUUACGGACCAUUUCGAGUGAUCAGGAUACCGUCGAUGCACAAGCAAUCGUUCCUGCCUAAUUUGCCACCACGUUCCCGGGCAUUCAGAGGCAGCGUAACGGAAGCCUUGAACUUCAUUAGGAACAGCGUCGAAGAUUUGUUGACGAAACGUGCCAUUGCGUAUACGAUAGACAAUUCGCCGCCAUUCGCCAGAGGCUACUCUUCGGGUCUGAUGGUUAUGGAUGACGAUGAAAUCAAGAGGUUGCAAGAUAGGGAAGAAGAAGGCGACUGGCGAAUCUUCAAGAAGAAGAAGAAGUCCAUCAUCCUGCCGAUUCUCAUACUGUUGAACUUGAUCAAAUUGAAGCUGCUGCUGCUGCCGAUCUUCCUGGGAGUCCACUUCAUCAAGAAGCUCCUCGUGCUCGGGUCACUGAUCCUGCCAUCCGUGCUGGCGCAUUUGAAAGUCUGCAAAGUGCAGCACAAUGCGCAUCACACCCAUCCUUACCACAUAUGGUCCACCGCGGCGGAAGCGCCGGCCGAUUACCCGUCAGGAUACGCCCAGGACGAUAGCACCUGGCACCGAAACGACUACCAGCUGGGUUACCCCAGUUUCCAGUUAUUCCGCAAUCCUUACGGAUGAGUCGGUCGGACGCUGGUAGCGAAAAACCUUCCGCUACCGGCGAUCCGUCCGUCGGUGGAAUACACGCGCGGGUCGAGUUUGUUUUAUUCCGCUUCUCCUCACCGAGACGCGUCGUUGCAUCUGCAUGUUUCGGAAAGCGGCGCGCGAUAGCGGCUCCGGUCUAUCCAGAGCAACUUAUACAAUCGCAGAACGCACGAGAGAAGAGAGUCGAUCAGUCGUAAUGCCGUAAAAGGAUGCUCCUCACAUUAGACACCCGAUUGACCGAUUUCCCCGCGCGCGGAAAAACACACCGCGCAGCUUUUUCACCUCAAUUCAUUUCAUACUCAUUCCAAUGUUUUCUUCCAGUAUUGCGCGUGAGUAAUUAAUCAGUUGGAUAUACCUUGUUCUACGGGGGAAGAAACAUAGCGAACUGUUUUUAAUAUAGUAGAUUUGUACUUCUCAGUAAUAUAUAGUAUAUAAUAUUUCAGUGGCACGUGAAGUGUGAUACGCGUGAAGGAGAGGAUGAGGAAUUUACGCCACAAAAUUCACGCGACUGUACAAUUUUGUCGGAAUAAACGUUCGAACAGCUCGCGUCGAUCCGCGAUCGGCGUAAACUUUCUGCGAGACUGCACGCGACCCAUUCAUUGCGAACUGAUAGCAUGCCGGCUGAAUCUUAAUCAGCGCGAAGAUACGCCCGUCUCGCUUCCGCUCGUUCACCGGGCGGUCUACCUCGGCGGGAAACGUUCACAAAAUAAACUUUCACAUAGUCUUACCGUUAUUUUGACGACGCGACGUAUUGAUAUAUCUCCAGCCUCUCGCGGACUUGAGAAAGGGCACGAUGUUAGCGCCACAUCCGCCUUUUCCUCGAAUUCCACAUUAACACAGAUGAAGGUAAAGAGAGACAAGAUCGCGCUUGUCUGUCUCUCUCUCUCUCUCUCUCUCUCUCUCUCUCUCUCUCUCUCUCUCUCUUGACGCGGCGGAUUGCUGGCGAUUUAAUUUACGGUUCACCGCAUCUCGCUCGCUCGUUUCGCGUUAUUUAUGUCGCCGAUUCGACGCCGGAGCGACAUCGGGGAGAUACGUGCUCGUCGUUGGCUGUCGCGCACGGUUGUCUCCGUUGAUAAGCUUUCUCCUGCAAUUAAGCACCCCGACGACGCUUUCGUCAGUCGCCGGCCAGAAAGAGUGCUCGCCCCGACCUACUUCAUCACCCUUCUCUGACAAAGAGAGCUCCGAUAAUCGCGCGAUUAUCUCGUAAAGCAACAUGUCGUAUCGUGUACAGACUUCGCGUUGAUUUUCACAGGCGCGUGCCCAAAGUUCACUCUUUGCCAGUUUAUCCUCCUUCCUGAUUAAAUUCCUUUCACACGCAACAACGCCGUCUCGACUCUUGAUCCCCCGACCUCCCGACCUGUCUACGCCUGACUCCGCACGUGUGUUCCCCGCGACGACCCACAAUUUUCUCCCGCGCUUUCGGCCGAGUAUCGAUAAGUCGCCGCGCCGUACGACAGACGGGCGGAUGAAACGUGGUCAAGGUCACGCGCUGGCCAUUCCGACACUCGGCCACCAGGUACGACGGCCUCGUGGUUGACCUACUGACAGAUUUGGUCGACUGCCCGGUUUACCGCUGAUACGCACCGGCCGAUUCGUGCCGGCGUGGCGCACGUUACACGUCUCUUGUGCGUGCGUGAGUAAGUAUAGGCAACGUUUGCUCUUGUGUGCGUAUGUGCGCGGUGAGUGUACACACACACACACACACAUACACGCGCUCGACGGCCCGAUCGAAGACCGUUAUCGGCUCGGUGCACGGCGAGAGAGGCGGCGGACGACCGCCGCCGUACCUGUCGCCGACACAUUUUAGGUCCCCGACGACGGUCGCGCCCGCUGAAUCUAGCCCUCGCUCGGUCCCUCUCCUCUCCUCUCCUCUCCUCCCUGCGCGAGACACGCUCGUCCCGAUCCGUUUCACUCAGUCACCGCGUAGAAUCAGUCACCCCCCUCUCUCUCCCCCCUCCCUCCCUCUCUCUCUCUCUCUCUCUCUCUCUCUCUCUCUCUUCCAUUUUCGAUACCGCACAACUGAAUCAUCAUCCGCCGAAAAAGUAUCUCGGCGAUUUCUAGGCUGACCUGCUUAUUUCCUCGGAAUUGGAUAUCUCUGCCGUGAAUUUGGGGAUUUCUCUUUUUUCUCUCUCUCUCUCUCUCUCUCCCGAAGGGAAACUUGUGAAAAAUGUUCAGAGAGUCGUGCAGGAUUCUAGAGAGUGGGGGAAAAUUGGCGAGAAAUUGAGCGGCCGACGUUUGACAGGUGUGUCGAGGCGAAAGUGGAAAUUCGCGGGCUCGACCGGCCGCCCGACACUCCGCCGCGCCGCGCCGGGUCGAACGAAAGACUAUGAUAACAACGCAGUGGUGAGCGAGGCAUUGACGACCGGUCUGGGCAUGAUCCGUGAAAUGGCAGGGAAGGCGAAUCGGAAGCGACACAUCCACUACGCGGACGCGAUCGAUACGUGGCGUGCGCACGUCCGCGGCAACUCGACCGUUACGUUCUUACGUUAUGUGCGAGCGAAAAAAGUUACAUUAACGUAACGGACCGUCGUCCACGUCGCGGCGCUCGGCUGGAUAUCCGUGUACAUCUACCUGCGCCGAGCUCGCCCGCCACGCACGUCGCGCGAUUCAUACGCGCUUCAUUUACGCGCGUUUAUCACGUGACUCGCGCGCGCGCGCGCGCGAGCGAUGUUACGUUUCACGUGUCGAAAGUGCUUCUCGCGGGAUAAGGAGGAGCUUUAUGCCGCGAGGAGAGGAAGAACGCCGACGUGUACCUCGGCGAGAACGUGACGUAAUUGAAGAUUUUGCCUCUUUCUUUCUCCCCUCGGAAGGGGGAGGUUUCAGUUGCAUCGCGACAGCUGACCGGCUUCGCUGUGCGAGAAGAUACCAGAACGUUUGAUCGGAAUCACUCCCGAUUUUUUUUCGGGCUCUGUCGGUAAAUAAAAACAUUCUCGAGAAUGGGUUUUUUUCUUUUUCGUAAAAUCAAUUUCUGCUUGCAGAGCCUGCCGGUCGAUCGAAACGACGAUGUCGUCAGGACUUUGAGCUUUAGAGACUCGAUUUUUCCGCUUGCACGCUUUUCCGCCAAUAUCCAUCGUACGAUAUAACCGCGCGGGAACUACGAUAUGGGCAGUUUUCGAUAGAACGAGUGCAUCCGAGUGGUGUUUCUCGCAAACAUUUUAGUGGUGUCGGUAUUUACUUUGUGUGUUUUGACUUCUCUAACUCUCUACUCUGUGCAAUUCCCCUCUUUCUCUCUUCCUCUUCGGACGUUUGAGCGGUACGAUGCACUGCUCGCACGCGGAUGUAGAUCUAAUGCAAAUAAAACUGUGGGAUAAUUUACGACAAUCGAUGCGCUCCUUCACCUUUCCCCUAGUUUAAAAUUUGCGCUUUGCGGUACUCUUGAAAAAAUUUCACCUUGUGCCGAGACUGCAACGGAAGAUUGUAAUGUAUAUUUAUACCGCGAGACAUGUGUGUUUUAAUAAAGAUGUUUGCAAGAAAGCCGACCUCGAAUUUCUAUUUGC
Molecule: messenger RNA, 7701 nt
Organism: Harpegnathos saltator (Jerdon's jumping ant)
Lineage: Eukaryota; Metazoa; Arthropoda; Insecta; Hymenoptera; Formicidae
Exons: 4
Coding region: 3302-4180 (292 amino acids)
Cellular component (GO): membrane
Source: RefSeq, a predicted model, not a curated record